CCAGGCUAUGCCAUCGACCUCAACGAGUCUGCAGUUGCACAGUAACCGUGUUGCUGUCGAGACGCAUCUGUGUGCAGUAACACCAUCAACAUCAUAAGCAAUUUGACCAAUAUUUUCGAGGUCGGCCAGCGCGAUGACAUCGCAUGAGAAGGCGAAAUACUCGCUGCCACCAGGGACCGAUUCAUCAACCACUCACGCACGCCCCGCUAGAAAAGCUCUACAGGACGAUGUGCGAACCCCUUCAACCCAAAGACGCUAAGUAGUAUGCACCAGUGCAGCACGAGGCUGAUACGCCCUGAGGGACCCUGAGGGACACCAUCCACAAGGCGACCCAGGAUUGAGUAGUGUUGGUUAAUGCGUGACGCAACGCUCAGUGUGCCUCACAUCUUCACUACGAUUCUCGAGUUCCUGUCUCGCGGAAGAUGAGCGGCGCUAUUCAUGGCGCGUUCAACAUAGCCGUUCCAAGUUAUCACGCGAGCGUCAAGGUUGCGGUUGAGCCGUCGAGGAGCGUUGGAGAGGUUAGGGUGCUCAUGAGAGCGUUGCGUUUCAAGAAGUUCUGCUUAUCGGACCGACUCUCCCGCUCUAAUGGCACUUUCCCGAUCUCGGACUUGUUUUCGUUGUUCCGAACUUCACCCUUGACAGGCCUUGACAAACUCCCAUCAGCGAGAGUCGGCUGAGUAGUCAAAGGAAAAGUCAAAGGCUCCCAAGCUGAUAUCGCAUCUUUCCCAUACGUGGCCUGGGUCGGCCGAUCGCUCACCGUAUAUAGGCCCAAAGUCUGAUGUACAGGGGCUGAUUAUUAACGGACCUAUAGUCAGUGCUCGUCACUACCUCUCCAGGAGUG
Messenger RNA from Coniophora puteana RWD-64-598 SS2, 841 nucleotides. RefSeq lists its product as uncharacterized. NCBI's taxonomy places the organism in Eukaryota, Fungi, Basidiomycota, Agaricomycetes, Boletales, Coniophoraceae. The transcript is spliced from 4 exons. Bases 423 to 677 code for a protein of 84 amino acids. The record is from RefSeq and is a predicted model, not a curated record.